UUUAUGGACGUAUUUAGUAAUAAAGUCUUUUAGUUUCAGGUCCGGAAGCUGUGGUUGAUGGCGUUGCUGAGGAGUGCAUGAUGGAUUUCCCCUUGUCGGAGGAGGAGGAUGUAUUCAUUUUAUCCGAUGAUGAAGAUGAGGAUGAAAUAAUCGAAUACAUCGAGAACGAGAGCGAAGAGGAUGAUAAAGAUGAAGAAGAUCAUCUACUGAAUGAGGAAAAUAAUAGUUCAGCUCAACAUCCGAUGGCCAAGCGGUUGAGAGUUUGGGCUUUAUCUCAUAAGAUACCUCAUUUAGUAUUGAAUGAUCUUCUUCGCUUGGUUCGCGAAACAACGGACAUUCCUCUUCCUCUAGAUUCUAGAACGCUCCUUAAGACACCGGUUGCUGUGGGCAAGGAAAUACACGCGGUAGCUGGCGGUGAAAUGUGGUAUCAUGGCAUUGCGAAAUGUAUGCAAAGUUGUUUUCGGAAGCCGACUCCUUCGGUCAACGAAAUAUUAAUAAACAUAUUCGUAGAUGGGCUACCGUUAUUUAAGAGCGGGCCAAAACAGCUAUGGCCCAUAUUGGUGAAGCUUGUAAACGUCCCAGAAGCUCCCAUAUUGGUGGUUGGCGUGUUUUGUGGCUUAUCCAAACCGGAAAAUGUCGAGGACUACUUGCGCCCACUCGUUGAUGAAUUGAAUCGCCUACACGAUGACGGAAUUGUUAUCAACAACAAAAAAAUAAAAAUCACCCUUAAAGCUUUCCUGGCAGAUUCUCCAGCACGAGCAUUCAUCAAAGGUGUAACAUACUUCAACGGCGCUUGCGGUUGCAUAAAGUGCAAAAUCGUAGGAAAAUUUGACAAGAGCGCACGGAAGAUGAUAUUUGAAGGCGUUGCUGAGGAGAGGAUCGACGAUGAUUUUCGCGAUGGAAACUACCCAAUAAGACACCAGAAGCACCAUACUCCGUUAUUAGACUUAAAAUAAUUUAAUAUAGUAGUUCAGAUGUCAAUUGCAGACGAUUUACACUUGUUUCAUCUAGGGGCAUUGAAAAAAUUGCUUAAAGGUUAUAAAGGAGAUUAUAAAGGGUUUUCAGCAUGGUCAGCAGCAGAGCAGGAAGAGAUAAACAAGAUUUUAGCUAGAAUAGAAUUGCCAGCAGAGAUACAUCGAGGUGUUAGGUCUUUAAAAUAUGUGGAUUAUUGGAAGGGGACAGAUUUCCGGUCUUUUUUAAAUCAUAUAAGUAUCCCUUUGUUCUUAGGAAGAAUCCACGAUUCAGCGUACGAUCAUUUUAAACUUAUUUAUGUAGCUCAUACUUUCCUUUCGCAUUCUUUCUUCAAACAAUAUUGGACAUACGCUGGUCAAUUAUUAGAAAAAUUUGUUUUAGACUACAGCUCAAUAUACACCAAAUAUAAUUUAACUAGUAAUGUCCAUAACCUUUUACACGUCACAAAAGACGUUCAAAAUUUAGGUCCCCUUCCAGAAAUUUCAACAUAUGAUUGUGAGAAUACGCUGCAGUUUAUGAAAAGGCUAGCAAGACCAGGACCGAGAAUAUUAAAUCAAAUAGUUUGCAGGCUUGCUGAGCUUAGGGAAACACAAGUAGCAGUUAGAAAGGAGGAAAAACAGUAUCCCAUUUUCAAAUUCAGAGGAGAGGAAGUAAUUUUAUUCGUUAAGGAAGGUUUAAUGCUAAGGAAAGGUAAAAGGAAUGGAUGGUUUUUGACGAAGGAUAGG
Molecule: messenger RNA, 1697 nt
Organism: Anopheles gambiae (African malaria mosquito)
Lineage: Eukaryota; Metazoa; Arthropoda; Insecta; Diptera; Culicidae
Exons: 3
Coding region: 78-956 (292 amino acids)
Source: RefSeq, a predicted model, not a curated record